UGGGCGAGGAGAACCUUUGACCAAGCCCCCGUGCAACGACUACACCCUCCACCCCUCCCAUCCCAAGCACCGUUGAAUAGUAAGGAACUCUCUCUCUCUCUCUCCUGUCCCUCUUCAACGCCGGUACUUUGACCUCCAUCAAAACCGGGUAUAAACAAAAAUAUUCCCGGAAAAUCGAAAGAAAGUGCCAAAGACUUUCAUUCCGGUAUUCUCUCGUCAACUGUCAACUGAUGAGCUCUUGCUUCUGCUCUGGUUGGUGUUGUUCUCAAUUGAAUUGAUGACCUCAGUGUUUCGUAGCUAGGGUUUUGGUUUUAUCUUUUGGUUGUUUGUCUCCGGUGAAGUGUCGGAUUAGUGUUUGAGUGAGUGAACGGUUGAUGAGGAAUUAGGUUUUUAGCUACGGUAGUGAUGGAUCGGAAGAUUUCAGCUUCGGAUUUCCUGUGGCUGAUUUUGGUGUUUUAUCGGUUAGUAUGGGUCUCCGGUAAUGCAGAAGGUGAUGCCUUAAAUGCACUGAAGACCACUUUAGCUGAUCCUAACAAUGUUCUGCAAAGUUGGGAUCCUACACUGGUCAAUCCUUGCACGUGGUUUCAUGUUACAUGCAACAGUGACAAUAGUGUUACAAGAGUUGAUCUUGGAAAUGCGAAUUUAUCUGGUCAAUUGGUUCCGCAGCUUGGUCAGCUUUUGAAUUUGCAGUACUUGGAACUUUAUAGCAAUAACAUAAGUGGAAAAGUUCCUAGCGAGCUUGGGAAUUUGACAAACUUGGUGAGCUUGGAUCUUUACCUGAACAAGUUAGAUGGUUUCAUCCCAGACACAUUGGGCAAGCUCCAGAAACUACGUUUCUUGAGGCUCAACAACAACACUCUGAAGGGAACUAUUCCUAUGUCUUUGACUACUAUUCAAUCACUCCAAGUCCUUGAUCUGUCAAACAAUAAAUUAACAGGACAGAUUCCAGUUAAUGGUUCCUUUUCAGCAUUUACUCCUAUCAGUUUUAAUAAUAAUCUGUUGGAACCUCUUCCAGCUACUCCUCCACCCGCACUCACUCCAACAACCCCAGGUUCUCCAGUAAGCAAUAGUGCAACUGGAGCGAUUGCUGGAGGAGUUGCGGCUGGUGCUGCGCUGCUGUUUGCUGCUCCUGCAAUUGCGCUUGCUUGGUGGCGACGGAGGAAACCUCAAGAUCAUUUCUUUGAUGUACCUGCUGAGGAGGAUCCAGAAGUCCAUCUUGGACAGCUCAAGAGGUUUUCUUUGCGUGAACUACAAGUCGCAACAGAUAAUUUUGGCAACAAAAAUAUUCUUGGCAGAGGUGGGUUUGGUAAGGUUUACAAAGGACGCUUGGCUGAUGGCACUCUAGUGGCGGUAAAAAGGCUAAAAGAGGAGCGUACUCAAGGUGGGGAGCUUCAGUUCCAAACAGAAGUAGAAAUGAUCAGCAUGGCUGUGCAUCGAAAUCUACUUCGUUUACGUGGCUUUUGCAUGACACCAACAGAACGAUUACUUGUCUAUCCUUAUAUGGCUAAUGGAAGUGUUGCAUCAUGUUUAAGAGAUCGACCUGAAUCGCAAUCGCCACUUGAAUGGGAAAAAAGGCAGCAAAUUGCUCUUGGAUCCGCUAGGGGCCUUGCAUAUUUGCACGAUCAUUGUGAUCCUAAGAUAAUUCAUCGUGAUGUUAAAGCUGCUAAUAUUUUGUUGGAUGAGGAGUUUGAAGCUGUUGUUGGAGACUUUGGGUUAGCUAAACUCAUGGACUACAAGGACACACAUGUUACCACCGCUGUACGUGGCACAAUUGGUCAUAUAGCCCCCGAAUACCUUUCCACUGGGAAGUCUUCAGAAAAAACUGAUGUGUUUGGGUAUGGGGUCAUGCUUCUUGAGCUUAUCACUGGACAGAGGGCUUUUGAUCUUGCUCGGCUUGCCAGUGAUGACGAUGUCAUGUUGCUUGAUUGGGUGAAAACACUACUGAAAGAAAAAAAAUUGGAGACACUGGUUGACGGAGAUAUGCAGGGUCAAUACGUUGUUGAAGAGGUGGAACAGCUGAUCCAGGUGGCUCUGCUAUGCACACAAGGCUCUCCAAUGGAACGGCCCAAGAUGUCAGAUGUUGUCAGAAUGCUCGAAGGCGAUGGCUUAGCCGAGAGAUGGGAAGAGUGGCAAAAGGAGGAGGUACUACGUCAAGAAUACAACCAUGCCCCUCACCCAAAUACUGAUUGGAUCAUCGCGGACUCCACAUCCAACAUCCGUCCAGAUGAAUUGUCCGGUCCCAGAUGAUCCUUCAACGGUUCUGCCGUCAUAUAUAGAAAUCUCUUGGACACUCACUUUGUAUUUGUAGUGAUAUUUAUCAUCUUUGUGCAUAUGAUUUUUCCUUUCUUUUUUGUCUCUCUCUUGUUUUUUUUCUUCUCAAAAAGUCCAAUCUAUAUCAUAUGUUGGAGUUUUGAUGAUAUUGUAAUGUCCAUAGGGUUACCGGUUGACACUCUGAAUUUUCUGGUGGAAACAAAAGCACGGGAGGAAGGUCCGUGGAAGCACCAGUGUAUGCUAUUGUUAUGUAUCCAAGUAGUAAAUGAUUGUUACACUAAUAAAUGCAUUUUUUUUUUUACCUGAGAGCAAUAAUAACUCUGUUUUAUUUA
This is a messenger RNA of Cornus florida, 2603 nucleotides long. Its product is annotated as BRASSINOSTEROID INSENSITIVE 1-associated receptor kinase 1. The transcript has 11 exons. Gene Ontology annotation, biological process: protein phosphorylation. NCBI's taxonomy places the organism in Eukaryota, Viridiplantae, Streptophyta, Magnoliopsida, Cornales, Cornaceae. The record is from RefSeq and is a predicted model, not a curated record. Gene Ontology annotation, molecular function: ATP binding; protein kinase activity; protein binding. Bases 406 to 2247 code for a protein of 613 amino acids.